AUGGAGGAGCUGGUGGAGAAUGAUGGUAACAUUGAGGAUCAUAUGCAGGUGGAAAAUGCUGUGUUUGCUGAAACAGGCAAGGAGGUUAUGAUACAGGGUGAGACUCUGGAGGCGCCUGUUGCCGCUAUGGAUGCAGCAGCGAUGCCGGAGAAGCGGUUGGAGCGCAAACAGGGUGCCCAAAAGAAGGUUUUUAGGGCAACGGUAGGUAUUGGAAGUGGAGCGAUACGGAGGUUGACACAGGCGGCCAAAACACCAAAAAAGAAGGUCAUUAGCAAGGCCGCUACUAAAGGUGUGGGAAAGGCAGGAAUGGGAGACGAUCCAUCGGGAGAGGAUCAACCAGAGGAUAAAGUUACUUAA
Messenger RNA from Microthlaspi erraticum, 357 nucleotides. The record is from the annotation of a GenBank genome assembly. NCBI's taxonomy places the organism in Eukaryota, Viridiplantae, Streptophyta, Magnoliopsida, Brassicales, Brassicaceae.